Molecule: messenger RNA, 1258 nt
Organism: Papaver somniferum (opium poppy)
Lineage: Eukaryota; Viridiplantae; Streptophyta; Magnoliopsida; Ranunculales; Papaveraceae
Exons: 9
Coding region: 173-616 (147 amino acids)
Biological process (GO): chromosome segregation
Cellular component (GO): MIS12/MIND type complex
Source: RefSeq, a predicted model, not a curated record
AACUUCCUCCAACGAAACUGAAGGAACGAAAAUCAGAGUAAAAACGAAGGUUUUUCUUUAUUGUUUUUUCAGAGAAUUGUUUUGUAAGAUAACGAGUACAAGAGGUGAAACCAAAGGUGAAAUCUAAGAUAUUCUACACUGUAUAAAAAUUCGAGAAGGUUGUGAUUCAUCAAUGGACCAAGGAUAUGAAUUACCAAGAGAAUUGAAGCUAAAGAAGGCAUUCAAGAUGAUUGCUCGUACUUUGUUAACAGCAUGCUCUAGAGAGGAAUUCCUUGAGGCAUUUUCAGCAUUCCGCAGAGCAAAACAAGAUGUUCUAUAUCAGCUUUUUAUUCACGUAAUUGCAGAACUCCAUGAGAACAUUGAGGAAGAUUUUGAGUCGAUAUGUGCCGAAACACAGGUUGCUGCCACUUUUGACAAGGUAGAACAACUCGAAGAAGAGCAAAAACUAGACACUCUAGCACAAGAUAAGACAAAUUUACUUGAUGUCGAGCAAGAGUUGUCGAGAGCCAAGAAAGCUGAGAUUAGUUACUUGAAAAGUGCCCUAGAAAAGCGACUACUUUCCUUUUGCCUCAAAAUGAAAGAAGCACCUGUCCUGAGUCUCUUGACUUUACUUUAAGCAAAAAUAAAGAUUCAUGGAUUUGAACCUCCUUGGCCAGUUCCAAGGAGAAAUCCUCAGUAUUGCUUGGUGUGCAUGAGACUAAGGGUAUACAUGUGUCCCUUGGUCAUGCAAAGGCAGGACCUGCAUCACCAAAAUAAAUAAAUAAAUUCAGGACUCUAAUUUGGUAGAUUAUGCUUUGAACUAUCAAUAACUCAUUUUCCUUCUAACUUUUUGCAGUAGUACUAAACUAACUGUUCGUCCUUUAAAUGUCGGGAGACUUUUUAAUUAACUUCUUGCGAGAGUUUUGCAGGCUGUUGAACAAAACCUCCAAAUGUAAACUCAUAUUGAAUCGCUCAAAACAGGCAGGCAAGACUAUUCUGUGACGCCCGAUGCUGUUAAAAAAUUGAGGAGCUGGUAUCGGAACUUGGGUCAGGCACCCUAGAGACUUGGAAGCAUUAAAUGGAUCUCAGAUAAUUAGCAGCUGGCUCAAAACUUAGAUGCACUUCAAACUUUAUUAAGGGUACUCACAGUUUCAUGAGUAAAAUUAGAUGGAUUUGCGUUGGUUUAGACCGUUUGGUCCCUGUAUUCUGUACGUCAUUUUCCUGUAUGAUUGUAAAUUGUCAAUGUAAGAGAAGUAAGAAAAGAAGUGCCCAGUGCACG